Molecule: messenger RNA, 3873 nt
Organism: Gossypium raimondii (Peruvian cotton)
Lineage: Eukaryota; Viridiplantae; Streptophyta; Magnoliopsida; Malvales; Malvaceae
Product: disease resistance protein RPV1-like
Exons: 5
Coding region: 25-3756 (1243 amino acids)
Biological process (GO): signal transduction; defense response
Molecular function (GO): ADP binding
Source: RefSeq, a predicted model, not a curated record
UAAAAGUCGUCCAAUUAUCUCCAAAUGUCUAUGGUUCCACACGCUUUUGCAGUUGAUGUAAGCGUAGUUGACUUCAAAAACAAUAGUUUUACUCAGAAUCCAAAAAUCUUUGAUCAAAUCCGGCGGAACACCAAUAUGCUUCCUUCAACACCUUCUUCUUCUGCUGCUGCAGAUACGAACAAAGAAAGGACAUGCGAUGUUUUCCUUAGCUUCAGAGGCGAGGAUACUCGUUGCAGUUUCGUAAGUCAUCUGUAUAAGGAUUUGUGUCGAAAGAAUAUCGCAACUUUUAUAGACAGCGAGAAGCUUCAAAGAGGAGAUGAAAUUUCAGAGUCACUGUUGACGGCCAUUCAAGGAUCGAGGAUUUCAGUCAUUGUUUUCUCCAAAGGCUACGCUUCUUCAAGAUGGUGCUUGGACGAGGUGGUCAAGAUCAUGAACUGCAAGAAGUUGAAAGGGCAUUAUUUUGUGGUUCCUGUAUUUUACGGUGUAGAUCCCUCAGAUGUACGGAAACAAAGAGGGAGUUUUGCAGAUGCAUUUGCAAAGCAUGAAGAAAAUUUCAAGCAUGAUGUUGAAAAGGUGAAAUCCUGGAGAACUGCUUUGACUUCUGCUGCCGAUUUAUCUGGUUGGGAUUCUCAAGUCACUCGGCCUGACUCAACGCUGGUAGAUAAAAUCGUCAAAGAUAUAUUAAAGAAACUGGAUUGUAGAAGCUCAAGCGCUAAUUUAAAGGGUUUAGUUGGAAUUGAGCGGCGGACGCAACAACUUGUGUCAUUAUUUCAGGUUGGAGAUUUUCUAAAGCUAGGUAUUUGGGGUAUGCAAGGUAUAGGCAAAACUAAACUUGCUGAAGCAAUUUUUUACCAUGUUUUAAAUGGUUUCCAAAACCACUCCUUUCUGGCAAACGUGAGAGAACAUGAAGAAUCAAGAAAUUUAUCCCAAUUGCGUAAGAAAUUUCUUUCAGAUAUACUGGAAGACGAAAAUUUAGAUAUCUCAACACCCACAAUCAUACCAAGCUUUGUUAAGGACAUGCUUUCUAGAAAGAAGGUUUUAGUCGUUUAUGAUGAUGUGUCAGAGUUAAGCCAAUUCGAGUUUUUAUUCGGAGGAAUCGAUCGGUUCGGCCGUGGAAGUCUAGUCAUUGUUACAACUAGAAAUAAGCAAGUGCUUUUCCAGUGUGGCAUGAAUCUCAUUUAUGAAGCGAAGAAAUUAAAUAAAUAUGAAUCUAUUCAGCUCUUUUGCCAACAUGCCUUCAAAAGCAAUCAUCCUAUAAAAUAUCAGUUGGGGCUAUCACGGAUGGUUUUAAGUUUUGCUAAUGGAAACCCCUUGGCUAUUAAAGUUUUCGGGUCCUCUCUUUAUGGAAAGAACAAAAACUACCAGGAAAGUGCAGUAAAAGACCUAAAGCAGAUUCCUAGCCCAGACAUACUUAAAUUGUUGAGAAGCAGUUUUGAUGGACUAAAUCCUGUAGAGAAAGACAUAUUUCUUGAUAUUGCUUGUUUCUUUAAAGGGGAGGAUCGAGACUUUGUAACAAGGAUCAUGGAGGCCUGUUAUCCUUCUGCAUAUUCAAGAAUUGAAAACCUCAUUGAUAAGUCUCUUAUAUAUAUUUCACAAAAUAAAAUAGAAAUGCAUGAUAUAUGGCAACAUGUGGGUCGCAGUAUUGUUCACUAUGAAUCACCUUCAAAGCCUGAAACUCGCAGUAGGCUGUGGAUUCCUGAAGAGAUCUAUGAUGUGCUAACAAAAAACAAUGGAACGGAAACGAUCACAGGCAUUGUACUUGAUAUGUCCAAACUUGCAAAGUUGGAAUUGGAACCAGUAGCAUUUAUGAAGAUGCGGAAGCUUAGAAUCCUCAAAUUCUAUCAUUCGUGUGGAAGAACCUUACUUUUGAAAGGGCUUUUAUCACUUCCUGACGAUUUAAGGUACCUUUGCUGGGAGGGAUACCCUUUGAAAACUUUGCCCUCCACGUUUCAUCCAAGGUACCUAGUUGAACUUGAUAUGAGUUGCAGCCAUGUGGAGCAACUCUGGGAGGGAAAACAGGAUUUAGUAGAUUUGAAGGUGAUCAAUCUCAAGAAUUCUAAGAACCUUGUAAGAAUCCCAGAUCUCUCAAGCGCCACAAAUCUUGAAAAGAUAAACUUUUGCGGGUGUUUUAACUUGCGUGAGCUUCCUUCAUCCCUUCAACAUCUGGAGAAGCUAACUCUCUUGGAUUUCAGUUAUUGUAGAAGUAUUAGAUCUCUGCCUAGCUUUUAUAAAGCCACGUCCCUCACCAAACUUCAUCUUAGUGGCUGCUCAAAUCUGUUUAGUUUUCCAGAGGUUUCAUCGAAUGUAACAGAGCUAUGGUUAGGUGGAACUGCAAUUGAAGAAGUUCCUUCCUCCAUCGAAUGUCUCUCCAAUCUUCGUUUAUUGGACCUACGGGGUUGCAGGAGACUUAAAUCUCUCCCCACAGGUAUUCAUAAAUUGAAAUCUCUUGAGAAAUUCAAUCUUGGAGAUUGCUCAAGAUUGGAGACCUUCCCAGAAAUCUUGGACAUCAUGAAGAGGUUGAGAGAUCUUGAUUUAAGUGGAACAGUUUUGAAGGAAUUACCAUCUUCAAUUCACAAUCUUAUCGGUCUUAAGUAUUUGAGAUUGAACAACUGUGAAAACCUUGUUUGCCUUCCUGACAGCCUUUAUACAUUGAAAUCUCUUUUGCAUCUUAGUCUUUGUGGUAGUUCAAAUCUAGUCGUAGAAAACUUGUUUACUGCCAUUGGAGACAGACCAGUGAAGCAGAAACAUCUCCCUUGGUUAUCCUCGUUAAAGAAGUUAGAUUUAUCCGAAAGCAAUCUUGAGAACUUGCCCACAACCAUCAAGCAAUUUCCCUUGUUGGAAGAGUUAAUCUUGAGGAAAUGCAAGAGACUGAAAUCAUUACCAGAGCUUCCACCAAGCCUGGUAUAUUUAGAUGCACAUGACUGUACUUCAUUAGAGGAUGUCUCAAGCAUUAAGAAGCUUUUUGAGCAAGAACUGUUUUGUGAGGAUGGAUCGAAUCGAUUCUUGCAGUUGAAAUUUAGCAACUGCUUCAAACUGGGUGAGAAAUGUGUGGGGAAUGAUAUAGAUGCAUAUGACAGCACUUCAGUAGAGGAAGUCUCAAGCAUAAAGAAUCUUUUGAAGCAAGUAGUGUUUUGUAAAUCCUUGGGUUGGCUAUUUACCAACUGUUUCCAACUGGAUCAGAAAGCUGUGAGGAGUCCUGAAACCCCAAAGUUGGAGAUGCCAUUUGAGCAUAUGGUCACUGCACUAACAGAUCAUCAUCAGGCACCCCCUCGAAGAAAAAACAGAAUAAAAAAAGCAUCCCUUGGAAGAAUUAUUGUUACAUGCGUCCCUGGAAGUGAAAUCCCGGAAUGGUUUGAUUUCAAAAGCUUAGGAUCUUCCAUAAACAUCCAAUUGCCUUCAGAGUGGUGGUCAAAUAAUAGCUGGAUAAACUUUCCAUGUUUCGUUGCUUCCGUUGCUGUUUCUUUCCCAGACUCUUAUAAUGGUAUGGGGUUUCGCUUUACGUCUGAAUGUCAUCUAAAAUCCUGUAAUGGCGACAAUCAUGACCUUAGCUGUUCUUUCUCCUUUACGUUUGGAAGCCGAUUGUCAGAUCACGUGUUCCUCGUAUAUGAUGGUUUCAAUGUUAGGGAGUUUGUUAGAAGUAAGGCAUCAAACAAUCGUAUUUACAAUGUGGCUUCCUUUCAUUUCUACCUUGAUGAGUGGAAUUCGUCUAAAUGCAAGGUAAAGCAGUGCGGAAUUCAUCUAUUAUUUCCAAAUUAAGGAUUCAAUGAUGCUUCAUCCUCAUGAUCUAUACUAUAUUUCAGAGCCUAAAUAUGUUUACAAAAUAUUUAACAUCAUACAUUUUAUCAUUGGUUUUAUUUAUAAUUGUAAGUGGUU